CGCACGAAGAAGUAUUGUUCAGAGGACAGGAAGAAUACCACAUUGAGAUAUGGUAUUGUUUCUACAACGAGGGGUUGACGAGGCUGAACGACACAUGUCAUGAACUGAUGUGCGCAGCCUCGCAGGGUCAUGAUUGAUGAUUGUCCUCGGAUCAAGCCAAUCAUUUCCUCUUUUCAUCAUUACCAAUCCGUUUUCCGCCGCUUCCCAGAACCAAGCAACCAGCCGACAAGUUACACAGAACGCCCAUGUCUUACAAUUCUAACUACAUCUUCUACCCUUGAACGAACAUACCAUCUUCGUGGACACCUCGAAUGGCGCCCUCCUUUCAAGAGCCUCUGAGUGAGGCUCUGGAGGCUCCUUUAAAAUCAAAACCAGAUCUAGUUGCGCCAGAACCGGAACACUGUCCCGGUCCCGAAUCGGAACAAGCGGGCAAAGGCGAUGCCUGUGAUGGCUGCCCCAAUCAAGCAAUAUGCGCCUCUGCGCCGAAAGGGCCCGACCCAGAUAUCCCCCUCAUAACCGAACGACUGGCGGGCAUAAGACACAAGAUAUUGGUGCUGUCGGGAAAAGGAGGAGUGGGAAAAUCAACUUUCUCCUCCCUGCUAUCGCACGCCUUCGCAGCCAACCCGGACUCUACAGUGGGAAUCAUGGACACCGACAUCUGCGGACCAUCCAUACCGAAAAUGAUGGGCGUCGAGAGUGAAACGAUACACGUCAGUAACGCAGGCUGGAGUCCGGUCUGGGUGACCGACAAUCUAGGCGUCAUGAGUGUUCAGUUUAUGCUACCCAACCGAGACGAUGCCGUCAUUUGGCGAGGCCCGAAGAAGAACGGUUUGAUAAAACAAUUCUUAAAAGAUGUGGAAUGGGGCGAAUUGGACUACCUGAUAGUGGAUACACCACCUGGGACGUCUGAUGAACACUUGUCUGUGAAUUCCUUUUUGAAAGAGUCUGGUGUUGACGGGGCCGUGGUUGUGACCACUCCACAGGAAGUUUCCCUGCUGGACGUGAGGAAAGAGAUUGAUUUUUGCCAUAAGGCAGGCAUCCGGGUGUUGGGCUUAGUUGAGAACAUGUCCGGCUUCGUCUGCCCUAAGUGCACUCACGAGUCUCAGAUAUUCCGAGCAACAACGGGUGGAGGACAGAAGCUGUGCCAGGAUAUGGGCAUUCCCUUCCUUGGAUCAGUGCCUCUUGAUCCUCGGAUAGGCAUGGCAUGUGAUUUUGGAGAGAGCUUCAUGGACAGUUUUCCCGACAGUCCAGCUUGCAAAGCACUGCGACAAGUUGUUCGGUCGGUGGGCAAGCUCAUUGGAGAGGAUCCUGACGAAGUACUCCCCGAUGGACCGAUAUGAUGAGGCUUGAACAUGCUUU
Molecule: messenger RNA, 1359 nt
Organism: Exophiala viscosa
Lineage: Eukaryota; Fungi; Ascomycota; Eurotiomycetes; Chaetothyriales; Herpotrichiellaceae
Product: cytosolic Fe-S cluster assembly factor nbp35
Exons: 2
Coding region: 312-1340 (342 amino acids)
Biological process (GO): iron-sulfur cluster assembly
Cellular component (GO): cytosol
Molecular function (GO): 4 iron, 4 sulfur cluster binding; ATP binding; ATP-dependent FeS chaperone activity
Source: RefSeq, a predicted model, not a curated record